CUGUACGGUGCACCGAUGGAGAAAUUGUUCCAGGUUCUCAAGCACAAGUCGGCCGUCUUCAUCAACGUGCACAUGGUAGUCGCUGGGUUGGUGAACAACUCAAUCUGGCUCGUGUACGGCGUCCUUAUCACCAAUUGGUUCAUCAUCUUCAUCAACGUAUUGUUCGUCUCGGCCAACACGUUCACGUUGUGUCUGUACCGAGUCUAUGACCCGCGUACACAUCCGCUACGAGAUGGCUGGGACGCGCACGACCCCGACCAGGAAGAAAUCUCCAUCUGCGUGGAGCUCACACCUCGUGCAGACACUAAGAAGCCGCUUAAUACGAGUCUACACAGCCCCGAGUACGCGUACAUGGCGUCGCCAAGGCUCGAGAGUGUCAAUGCGAACCAGUCGUAAAACCAUCUGUUUUGAAGUGUCCAUUUUGCGAACUUAAUCAAUUUGUACAUAAACAAACCAAUCUCGGUGGACGUUAUUAUGUGGUCUACACACUUUACCACA
Phytophthora nicotianae INRA-310 is the source of this 498-nucleotide messenger RNA. RefSeq lists its product as hypothetical. The transcript has a single exon. Gene Ontology annotation, molecular function: sugar transmembrane transporter activity. Lineage: Eukaryota; Oomycota; Peronosporomycetes; Peronosporales; Peronosporaceae. The record is from RefSeq and is a predicted model, not a curated record. Gene Ontology annotation, cellular component: membrane. Gene Ontology annotation, biological process: carbohydrate transport. Bases 16 to 396 code for a protein of 126 amino acids.